AUGUCCAGGGAUCAUUCCACAGUAACAGUGCCACCAUUACUUGGAGGUUUGGAGAUGUUACGUGUGCCAGUGUUUGUUCACAUGCUUCAUCCUGUCUUUAUUUCAAUACAGGCCGAAACAAACUGGUGGAAAAAUCUGGGGGCUAGAGGAAGCUCAAGCUGGUGGAAAAAUCUGUGUUCUUUGGACUUAGGAAGGCUGGAAGAUACAAAUGAAUAUUCUGUAAAGGACGUGUACAAGGACCUAAUGCCUACGGGUACCGAGGAGUCUAGGAAUCCAUGGUCAAAAAUUUGGAACAAAGCGAUCCCAACAAAGGUAUCUUGUUUGGUCUGGAGACUGGUUCAGAAUAGAAUCGCAACGACUGACAAUAUAGUUAAAAGGGCUAUAGGGUUGCAGGGCCAGGUUGGUUGCGCUGGAGGCUGCGGGAGUGAUGAGUCGGUAGCACAUCUGUUUUUCGAAUGUAAGUGUUUUGCAGGUAUAUGGAGCAGCAUUUGUAAGUGGGUGAGUGUUACUUCUGUACUGCAUAAUGAAGGCUGGCAGCACAUGAGCCAGUUCGAAAAUCUUCUAGGAGGCGGAAUAUCGAUGUCCCUAAAGCUUAGGGUGCUGUGGUGUGCUGGUAUUUGGUGCAUAUGGAAGGCUAGGAACAACAAAAUUUUCUGCAAUGAAGAUAUUCAGAUUAUUAAGGUGUUAGAGGAUGUAAAAGUCUUCUCUUGGAAAUGGCUUAAGAUUAAAUCAAAAUUGAUCGAGGACGACUUCGCAAUGUGGUGCUUAAAUCCUAAGUCGGUCUGUGUGUUGUCGAUUGGUUCGGUUCUGUAUUGGGCAUUACGUCCUGGUAGUUUGGCAGUGUUGUGGAUGAUUGCUUGUAUCAGAAUUUACUGCACUACUUGUGCUGCUAUUUAA
Messenger RNA from Vicia villosa (hairy vetch), 897 nucleotides. RefSeq lists its product as uncharacterized. The record is from RefSeq and is a predicted model, not a curated record. NCBI's taxonomy places the organism in Eukaryota, Viridiplantae, Streptophyta, Magnoliopsida, Fabales, Fabaceae. The transcript is spliced from 5 exons. Bases 1 to 897 code for a protein of 298 amino acids.